Messenger RNA from Anoplophora glabripennis (Asian longhorned beetle), 548 nucleotides. RefSeq names its product GAS2-like protein pickled eggs. Gene Ontology annotation, cellular component: microtubule plus-end; cytoplasm; actin filament. The record is from RefSeq and is a predicted model, not a curated record. The transcript is spliced from 3 exons. Gene Ontology annotation, molecular function: cytoskeletal adaptor activity; actin filament binding; microtubule binding. NCBI's taxonomy places the organism in Eukaryota, Metazoa, Arthropoda, Insecta, Coleoptera, Cerambycidae. The coding region runs from base 60 to 548 and encodes 162 amino acids. Gene Ontology annotation, biological process: regulation of microtubule polymerization or depolymerization; protein localization to microtubule plus-end; actin crosslink formation.
CCAACGCAGUCAAAGCGCAGGCGCAAGAGUACGUGGAGAAGAAGCAGGCCAAGAAGAUCAUGCUUAGGUCAAUCACUGGGUCUCUAGCCACAGCUCAGGCCCUGGUCAGGAUUCCAGAUGUCAAAUACUUCAACACCGCCAAACCGGGCACAUUUUUUGCUAGAGAUAACGUUAGCAAUUUCAUUAAUUGGUGCCGAUACUCCUUGGAGAUCAUCGAAUGUCUUCUGUUCGAGACCGACGACUUGAUUAUGAGAAAGAACGAGAAACACGUCGUCCUCUGCCUGUUGGAGGUGGCCAGGAGGGGGGCAAAGUUCGGCAUGCUGGCUCCUAUGCUGGUACAGAUGGAGAGACAGAUAGACAGGGAAAUAGCGGCUGAUCAGAAGAAACUGGGCGUAAAUGACGGACUAGAGAACCAGAACGGCCUAGACGAUGACAGUGACAGCGAUAUUGAAGACGAAGAAACGGUGCUCAUGUACGGGCCCGUACCUCAGAUCGUCACCAACGACCUAAAGAGCUUGGACGAAAUGGUAAGUGAUUUUCCGAUUUAA